UUGCUCGUUUGUGCGCACUUGCGAAUCGGUAAUUAUAGCCCGCAACGCAAGUGCCAAAUCGCUCGCGUUCCAACACACUGAUUAGCUGCACGAACAGAGUGUGACAGUGUUCGCGAUGGCUAAAAGAUACCCGUGUGCGGUGCUUGGCUGCAAAAGUGCCGACUGGGAAAACGAAACGACGCGACACCGGCUGCCUCAUGAUGAAGCCCUGCGCAAUGCCUGGCUUGUGCGCAUUGGCGUUUCGGCAGAAUCAAAGCGCAACGGCGAUUUACGUGUUUGUGGGCGCCACUUCCGUGCCGAAGACUACCAUCACAACCCACGCCUGCUGCAGGAGUGGGGCUGCGGUCUGACACCCCGCCUGAGACCAAAUGCGCUGCCAACUCUCUUCCUUCCAAGAAGGCCGACAUCACAGACCAAGCCAACUCCAGCUGCAGCGUUGGGUGCCAGCACUAUUGAGGCAUUGCAGCAUUCACAGCCAGCUGUGCCGUGUGAAUGCAGAUACAGUCAGGCUGAGUCUACUGUGGGAACGCAGACUGAGGUGGCAGCUGACCACAGCCCUCGUGUACUGCAUUCUGUGGGAACGCAAACAGUGCCAGAACAAUGCACAAUAAGUGUGCAGACGUCACGGCAUCUUCAGAAGAGUGUUGCCAUGCAGGCAGACUUCGCUGCACGUCUGCUGGUGUCUAAAGGCACGCAGAAUGCUAGUUCUGUCGACGUCAUCCUGGCAAGAACACCAGAGCAUGCAGAUGUACCUGCUUCUCCUGCGCCGACAGACUUCUUUGAGAAUGCCCGCUGCUCGACACCCAUACCAUAUAUGGAAGAGGUGGAAUGCGAGAUUCGAGAAGCUGCUGGCGAUGAAACCUACAAACCAACUCUUGAAUCCUUCGAAGACACGUUUGCAAGUGGAUGUAUGGAGCCAGUUGAAUUGGCGUCUGCCAACAGCGAGGGCCCAACAGCUGAAGCUUCAGUACUGCCGCCCCUGGCCUUCGACAGCCAUAUAGAGCCACGAACUGCAACAGCGCAUACAAGUGAAAACCAAGACCUAGUCACAACCUUUCGUGAGGAGCGAAAGUUCGUGGUUUUUGAGAGCUGUUUGCGACAGCUCCUUCCUGUGGCGUGCAGUUUCUGCCACAAGAAAUAUACCAGCACAUUUUCUGUUGUUGGCUCAAUGGUCACAGUCAGGAGCAGCUGUGACAACUGUAGGCAUGUCACUUCAUGGAAGAGCCAGCCACUGAUUGGAGACAAACCAGCGGGAAAUGUUUUAAUGGCUGCGGCACUGCUGUUUUCAGGCUGCACAGUGUCCCAAACAUUGCGGCUCCUCCAGUCUAUCAAUGUGCAGGCCAUCAGUGAGACAACUUUCUUUAAAUAUCAGGCUUUCUAUAUGGUGCCAGCUGUAGAAAAGCUGUACAAAGAACAGCAGGCCCAGCUGCUAAGCAGAGUGGCUGGCGUGGAUGUGGACCUGGCUGGGGGUGGCCGCUGUGACUCACCGGGACACAGUGCGAAAUACGGAACAUAUGUACUUUACUGUACCCAAGUGAAGCGCAUCUUGGAUUGCCAACAAAUUCAGGUUCAUGAGUCAGCUGCUGUUUCGAGCAGCAAUGCUAUGGAGAAGGAGGGGCUUGCCAGGAGCCUGCAGAAGCUUGACAAGCAAGGUGUCGGCAUAAAUUCCAUCACUACAGACCGACACCCUGCCAUCAGGAGCUACUGUCAAAAGGAGAGGCCAGGCAUGAAGCAUUACUUUGAUGUCUGGCACAUCGCCAAGGGUAUAAAUAAGAAGCUGAGCAUUGCAAGCAAGCACCGCAACUGUGGCUCCAUACUUCUGUGGAGUAGGAGUAUAAUAAACCACUUGUACUUCGUGGCUGCAGCAAGUCAUGGUGACGGGGACCUCAUUGUGAGCAUGUGGCGAAGCGUGCUGAAUCACAUAUGUAACCAGCACAACGGUCAUGAAGGACCCUUCACAGACUGCGUGCAUGGGCCUCUUCGCAACAAGAAAUGGAUGACAAGAGGAUCUACUGCCUUCACUAAACUGCGGGCUAUUCUGGAGAACCCUCGCCUUCUGAGUGAUCUCCGCCAGCUGUCUCCUAUGGUCCAGACAUUCUCGUUGGAGUCCUUUAAUAGCCUGCUGAUCCGCUUUGCUCCCAAGUCAAUUGCAUAUUCAGGACCUGGUAGGAAAGCAAGGACUCAGCUCGCUGUGUUACAUUUCAACGAGAAUGCUUCAAGGGAUCGAGCUCAGGACCGAAUUGGGCAGACGCGCUGGAAGAAGAGGCUCAGCAAGUCCAGGAAGGGGCACUUUACAGCCCGCAAAGUCAAGGCGGCACCAACAUUUGGAUAUGUCGCCAAACUGAUGGUGGAUGUUAUGGCAAGAGCAGGUGCCACUUCUCGCAAGACAAGCUCCAAAGAGAUCCCUUCCGAUUCUAGCAUGUUCCUGACAGAUAGAUAGGAGGCACCGUCUAUGGAAGAGCUCAUUGCUGCUCACAGGUCCAGAUUUCCGGAUGGCUGCCCUUAGGGAACAUCUCAAACUCUUUUGACAUCCGUGUCCCAUUUCAUCUUGGUGAGACGUUUGCCCAGCCGCUGGCCUGUGUAGCGACCUAACCGCCUCAGUUUUCAUGAGCUGCGUUCAUGAGUUUCAGAGCUCUGCACUGCCAUGCUAUGAACUUCCCAAAGAAACGAGCACAACAUUCCAACAAGCAAGCUCAGCAGUGGCUCUGUUUUCGAGUAAUGAAGUGAGGAACUUGACCACCACAAGCACUUUUCACAUCCCACCUUGGUGAGAAGAGGUCAGCCCAGCCGGAACCCCGUGUAGCAACCUAACAGUCUGUUUUCGUAAACUGUGUUGAUUCCAUUUUACAUUGCCUACACUGACUAUUUGGUACCAUACUACUUAUAGUUUAAAGUAUUCACAUGUUCGCUUUUUCCUAUCAUCUAUACAGAAUGUUCUAAUGGAGGCUCGCACACUUAUCCAAAAGCAGCAGAGACUGUGAGGUGCCAUAAUGCAAUGAUCAAGAUUGAUUUCAUACCCCAUGACCAGGAGUGAAAGCCAUGACCCAUGUUCUCAACAAAAUGCCAUUAAACACUGAGCAGUUGUAGCGGGCAAUGGCAUGGCACAUUAUUUAGACUAUCAUAACCUUCACUGGCGAAUGCCUCAGAAGAACUUGGCUGUUACAGAUUACCAGUAUUACAGUGACUUCAACUCGUCACCUUGAGCAAACGUCUUCGGCCAUUCGAUUUCAGCCCUAGUGUUUUGGAAUCAGAACCUCAAUAACAGGAAAUCACAACAUUUUACCAUCCUAUGGCUGCACUCAAAAUGAGAGGCAGUUUCUGAGGCCAUGCUCAAAUCUGUCAGGCCCACCACAUACACUAGAAUGCAACGUUUUGCACCAGCUGUCAUGGUGAGGCAGCCCUCAAGCAACAUGUAUGCGCCAUUCUUUAUAGAAGAAAAGUAAUAACAAUUAGUCAUUGAUAUUUAUUGAAUUUUCCUGCUUAUGCUGCUCAUUGUGUGUUUAUGCAUUGGUAACAUAUCUUAUGCUUUCCCAAUAAAAAAUAUUUUGAGAAAUACAUGUGCACAUUCAAUGGUAUUGUUUUCUUUAACCGUUCUUUCAAAAUAAAUGUUCACUUCAUAGUGAGUGCUUGUGUCAUGUUGUAUCCCUUUAUUUCCUGUGUAAUUUUCACUCUAAACAUUACACAAAUGCAGUUACAUACAUAAGGUAGCCUUUACUAAGUGCUGGUGACAUAUCUUGAUUUUUCUGGUUGUCACUCUGCCUUUGCAAUGCUAUGUUAAAUAUCCAAAAACAGCAUACUGAAAUACAGUAAAAGGCAUGUACUGCAGUUUUUGAAAAAGACGAAGUCGGAACUCGAGCAGCUUAUACGUGCAUAAAAACAUUUAGCAAUGUACACGCAGGUAACGAAUUGUAAGCGAUGAAAAUGCCAUACGCGAAGCUUCAAUCUUCCAGUCGUGGGUGCUGGAAUCCGACGUACACCGCUGAGGGAAAUUCCUGCCGAAUGCGAGACAACACACGCUGGCAGCACGACUCGGUUCCGCCUGCCAAGUCGCCUCCAUAUCCACUUUGUAAACAGGAGGUAGGCGACAAAGCGGUACUUUCUGCAAGCAAAACAAACGACACUAGCCAGAUGUUUCAGUGACCUAACCUAGUAAUGUUGUAAUGAACGCAUAUUUUACUGACUUGUGUAA
Molecule: messenger RNA, 4189 nt
Organism: Dermacentor silvarum
Lineage: Eukaryota; Metazoa; Arthropoda; Arachnida; Ixodida; Ixodidae
Exons: 12
Coding region: 116-2440 (774 amino acids)
Source: RefSeq, a predicted model, not a curated record